UUCGGACCUCCAACAAAACAACAUGCUCCACUGUUUCACCGGGACUCCAUCCAUUUAAAAAACCAAACCACCACUAAAUCACCUUUUUUUUUUUUUUUUCUAAAUCCUCGGACAUUUUCUGGAAUCCCUGAACACAAAUCUCUUUUAAAAUUGUCUUUUUGGAGAAGUGAAGCAGCCCAAACUUUGUCUUCUGUUUACGCCAAAUUUGAGAUGGCUCACAGGGGAGAUUCCUUGAAAACGGCUGAUUUCAUACGGACUAACCCAGAGUCCAGUGGAGAUGUCCCGGCCUCCCUCUUCCCAGACGACUCCUCAGUUUUACAGAGUGAGUGAGAGAGACCUGACGGAGAUCGAGCUGCACUCUGUGGACUCCAUCAACGACCUGCACCGCACCCACCCGGACCACAACCACAAAGUCAGACCUCCUCGUCCCGCCUACACUCCGUCUCUAAAUGGAAAUCUGCACUGCUUCGACGCCUUGGCUGUCAAUCAAACGUCUCGACCGAUCAGCUCGUGGCAGAGGCGGCUCCAGGACAUGUUCACGCCCACCUCGUCGCGGGCCUACGCUCUGGGCUGCGCCAUCGUCACUCUGCUGCUGCUCACCGUGCUCCUCAUCUUCUACUUCUUAGUCCAGCAGGGCGGCGCUAUCCGUAUGCUGACAGAGGCGGUGAAAGAAAAGAAAACAGCGUCGACAGAGCUGACGUUACUGAUCCAGGAACUGCACAAGCUGAGACACAACCUCACAGCCCUGACCGGGACCUCAUGACUAAAACUGGACACUGUUUUCACUGUAAAAGAAUCUGUAAAAGUCUCUGGUCUAGAUAAAACAUAAAGCAUUUAUCGUUUAUGAUCGUAUCUCCGUGGAGCUGUUAUUGCUUUGCCUGGAAUGUUUCGCAGUUCGACGCUGUGUCUUCUUGGAGGCCACAGUUACAGGUCGGAUCUAUGAAGAGGCGACUCCAAGAAUGUAUCAGAGUUCCCACUCUUUUUCACUGACAAAAUUUCUAAACUUUCCCAUGAUUUUUUCAUGACCUAAAUUGAAUUUUCCAUGACUUUACAACACCUACAUGUGUAGAGUUGAUAAGACUUUUAGGUCUAAAUAUGAAAUGUUAACUCUUUCCACUCACCUUAUGGUUUGAUAUUAUAGUUUUUUAACCUUCAAAA
Boleophthalmus pectinirostris (great blue-spotted mudskipper) is the source of this 1158-nucleotide messenger RNA. RefSeq lists its product as uncharacterized. Lineage: Eukaryota; Metazoa; Chordata; Actinopteri; Gobiiformes; Gobiidae. The record is from RefSeq and is a predicted model, not a curated record. The transcript is spliced from 5 exons. Bases 278 to 763 code for a protein of 161 amino acids.